CGCUGUACUGCUGCUUUGGAGGUGCGGUUUGACAAUUGAUUUAAAUUAUGCUCAUUUAGAGUAUAGCCUUCAAAAGGAGCACUGGUGGAAGUUUGAAUAGAUCGUUGUAUUGUCUUGGAUUUCCACGGAUGUAAUAGGCAGAUUUUUUUCUGUUUUGAUUUGUGCAUUUUUGGAUAUGGCAUACAAAUGCUGUUUUCGAUCCCUCUGCUUAAAAUGGCGUUUGGGUUUUGGACUUCGAUGGCAAGUGCUCGUUUUUAUACUCUAUUUCAGUCACAUUGGAGCCGGACAAAUUCGGUAUUCUAUUCCGGAAGAGAUGAAGAAAGGGUCGCUAAUUGGUAAUGUAGCUCAGGAUCUGGGAAUAGAUUUAAAAAGGCUCCGUGCGGGUCGGGCCCGUAUCGUGACCGGAGAGGGCAUUCAGUACACGGAGCUGAAGACAGACAAAGGGAUUCUAGUCGUAAGUGAGAGAAUAGAUAGAGAGCAGCUUUGUGGCGACGUCACACCGUGUAGCUUCAGCUUUGAAAUGAUAUUAGAAAAUCCCAUGGAGUUGCAUCCUGUUAAUAUCUUCAUCCAAGAUCAGAACGACAACGCACCUCAAGUUCUGUACCCAGUCCAGACUGGCGGCUCUCUGGUGGCUGAAAUGGUGCCUCGUUCAGCAGAUGUGGGCUAUCUGGUCACUAAAGUGGUGGCUGUUGAUGUGGACUCUGGACAGAACGCCUGGCUCUCCUAUAAACUGCAGAAAGCCACAGACAGGGCGCUGUUUGAAGUGGGCUUACAGAAUGGGGAAAUAAGAACUGUUCGCCAAGUGACUGAUAAAGAUGUAGUGAAACAAAGGCUCACUGUUGUAGUGGAGGACAACGGGCAGCCCUCUCGUUCAGCUACAGUCAAUGUUAACGUGGCGGUGGCGGACAGCUUCCCUGAAGUGCUCUCAGAGUUCACUGACUUUACGCACGACAAGGAUUACAAUGACAACCUGACUUUUUACUUAGUCUUGGCUUUGGCUGUAGUUUCAUUUCUUUUCAUCACGUGUUUGGUGGUUAUUAUAUCAGUGAAAAUAUACAGAUGGAGACAAUCUCGCAUGCUCUAUCAUUCCAAUCUCCCGGUGAUUCCUUAUUAUCCACCGCGUUACGCAGACACUUUGGAAACGGGAACUCUUCAGCACGUGUACAAUUACGAGGUGUGCAGGACGACUGACUCCAGAAAAAGUGACUGUAAGUUCGCCAGACCGGGUAGUCAGAAUGUCCUGAUAAUGGACCCCAGCUUGACAGGGACCAUGCAGAGGAUACACAGUGAAAAGAACAUCUUAGACGAACCAGAUUCUCCUCUUGAGGUUUAA
Molecule: messenger RNA, 1333 nt
Organism: Osmerus eperlanus (European smelt)
Lineage: Eukaryota; Metazoa; Chordata; Actinopteri; Osmeriformes; Osmeridae
Product: protocadherin gamma-A8-like
Exons: 3
Coding region: 176-1333 (385 amino acids)
Biological process (GO): homophilic cell-cell adhesion
Cellular component (GO): plasma membrane
Molecular function (GO): calcium ion binding
Source: RefSeq, a predicted model, not a curated record